CCCUCCAUAUCAUGUGAUUCAGGUGUUCCAAUCCCCUCCAAAUCAUGUGAUUCAGGUGCUCCAAUCCCCUCCCAAUCAUGUGAUUCAGGUGCUCCAAUCCCCUCCAAAUCAUGUGAUUCAGGUGCUCCAAUCCCCUCCAUAUCAUGUGAUUCAGGUGUUCCAAUCCCCUCCCAAUCAUGUGAUUCAGGUGUUCCAAUCCCCUCCCUAUAUCAUGUGAUUCAGGUGUUCCAAUCCCCUCCCAAUCAUGUGAUUCAGGUGUUCCAAUCCCCUCCAUAUCAUGUGAUUCAGGUGUUCCAAUCCCCUCCAUAUCAUGUGAUUCAGGUGUUCCAAUCCCCUCCAUGGACACAGGUGUAUACAAUCCAUCCCCUAGGCAUGCAGACUGCUUCUACAAACAUUGAUGAAAGAAUGGGUCCCUCUCAGGAGCUCAGUGACUCCAAGCGUGGCCCCGUGAUAGGUGGCCACCUGGGCAAUAAGUCCAUCCGUGACAUUUCCUGGCUACCAAAUAUUCCACGCUCAACUGUUAGUGGGAUUAUAACAAAGUGGAAGCCACUGGGAACAACAGCCACUCAGCCACCAAGUGGUAGGCCACGUCACAUGACAGGGCGGGGUCAGCGCAUGCUGAAGCGCACAGUGCGCAGAAGUCGCCGACUGUCUGCAGAGUCAAUAGCUAAAGACCUCCAAACUUGGUGUGGCCUUCAGAUGAGCCCAACAACAGUGCGUAGAGAGCUUCAUGGAAUGGGUUUCCAUGGCCGAGCAGCUGCAUCCAAG
Messenger RNA from Staurois parvus, 768 nucleotides. The record is from the annotation of a GenBank genome assembly. NCBI's taxonomy places the organism in Eukaryota, Metazoa, Chordata, Amphibia, Anura, Ranidae.